Messenger RNA from Rhopalosiphum padi (bird cherry-oat aphid), 4985 nucleotides. RefSeq names its product oxysterol-binding protein 1 (gene Osbp). Gene Ontology annotation, molecular function: sterol binding. Bases 306 to 2732 code for a protein of 808 amino acids. The transcript is spliced from 14 exons. Gene Ontology annotation, cellular component: membrane; cytosol; intracellular membrane-bounded organelle. The record is from RefSeq and is a predicted model, not a curated record. NCBI's taxonomy places the organism in Eukaryota, Metazoa, Arthropoda, Insecta, Hemiptera, Aphididae.
CUUCGGCGAUUCCGAGCGUCGUCGAUGUCGUACUGUCAGCUGUUCGUUCGUUAUCGUCAACUGAUGUGACGGUAGACGGGGCAAAGGGUUAACAAUUAUCUUUUAGUGAAAACUGAAAAUAUUAUUUAUUAUUAAUAAUAUUACCUAAAAACAUAUAUCUGUGCGUUGUUGCUAUAGUUCUCGUUUGUACCCGUUUCUGUUGUACGCAUGUAGUUUGUUGGUAGACUAGAGAAAUGUCGGGCAACUACGGCCGCUACCACCGCUGUUGUCAUCAUUAUUAUUGGUAGUGAUCUAGUCUCGUCGCGAUGGCCGCAGCAGACGUAAAAAGUUCGACCCCGCCGCCCCCACUGUCGAUGGUCGACGAGGACAUGAAAGGAUGGCUGUUCAAGUGGACAAAUUACAUUAAAGGAUACCAAAAACGGUGGUUCGUCCUGUCCAACGGUGUACUAUCCUACUACAGUACAGGUAUUCAUACAUCUGUUAUGAAGAAGUCAUCAAAUAUAUCAACCAUGACUCAAGCUGAAAUAUCACAGUUAUGUCGUGGUACGAUUAGUUUGAAUGGGGCCACAAUACACACAGAGGAUUCGUGCACAAUCGUUAUAUCAAAUGGCGGCACUCAAACUUUUCACCUCCGCGCCACUAGUGAAGUUGAACGGCAAAGAUGGGUAACUGAAUUAGAGUUGGCUAAAGCUCGAGAAGUUGGACAUACAAAUACUGAUAGAGGCAAGGAAAAAGAAUUGAGUGCAAACUUAGAAGUUUCAUCUGUAGUGUCUUCAUUAAAUACAAAAUUAUCUGAAUUGCGAUCACAAAGCGAGAUUAUAUCUAAACAUAGCAAAGCUCUUCAACGGUGCUUAACUGAACUAGAAACUAUAGACAUACCCCCUGAUGUCUCCACAAAAAUAAAAGCAUGGAUGGAACGUGCAAAUUUGAUACGUAUUGCGUCAGUUGGUAUGGUAACUAAUUGUUCAGAGUAUUUAGAUUUGGCUCAAAGUCAGGGUAAUAAAUGGCAAAAGAUGUUGUAUAAUGAACGGCGGCAGCGUAUACAGUUGGUAGAAAUGGUAGAUCAAAUUGCUAGGGAACAGACUGUAUUGGAGCAUGUAGCUAAUAACGACAAACAAGGUGAUUCUACCGAUGAAGAUGAUGCUUCAGACAGUUGUGAAUUUUUUGAUGCUCAAGGUGGUGAUUCUUUUGAUGUUACCACAAAUAAUUAUCUAGUUAACUGUCAGUCUCAAAAUAUUAUCCAACAUAAAUCUCUUUCAAGUUCACAGGUUCUUGGAAAAUUAGUUAAUGAAGAACUAGAUUGCAGUGGUGGAUCUAGUAGUGAUAUUGACGAUCCCACUGAGUCCUCAGCUAUAUUAACAGCUGCGAUUUGUUCAUCAACUGGUUUAAAUACCGACCGUGAUGAAAAUAAUAAAUCUUCUAGAAUGUUUCCUCAACUUUCUGAACAUGCCAAAAAAAUACUAGAGGACGUUAUUAAACAUCCUUUAAAACAAAAAGACCAACGAAGGUGUAGAGUCACUGACAAGCCAAAUCACCCAUUACAUAUUUGGAGUAUUUUGAAAAAUUGUAUUGGAAAAGAUUUGUCUAAAAUACCAAUGCCGGUCAACUUUUCUGAACCAUUGUCAAUGUUACAAAGAAUUACUGAGGAUUUUGAAUAUUCAAAUAUUUUAGAUACAGCAGCUCAAUGUAAAGAUUCAUUUGAGCAGAUGGCCUAUGUUGCUGCAUUUACAAUUUCAUCUUAUUCAACAACUGUAAAUCGGACAAGUAAACCUUUUAAUCCAUUGUUGGGUGAAACAUAUGAAUGUGAUAGAAUGUCAGACCUUGGUUGGAAAGCAUUUAAUGAACAAGUUUCACAUCAUCCUCCAAUUUCGGCCCAGUAUUGUUCGGGUAAAGAAUGGUCUUGUUGGCAAGAAUUUUCAAUGUCCUCAAAAUUUCGGGGUAAAUACUUACAAGCAAUUCCCAAUGGUACUGCUCAUCUUGAAUUUUCAGCAUCUGGAAAUCAUUAUACUUGGACCAAAGUCACAACUACUGUUCAUAAUAUAAUUGUUGGUAAAUUGUGGGUUGAUCAAACAGGUGAUAUGACAAUAACAAAUCAUAAAGAUGGUUCUAAAUGCCGCUUAAGUUAUAUACCCUAUAGUUAUUUCACUAGGGAUCAGCAGAGAAAAGUAAAAGGAUAUGUUAUGGAUAAAGAUAAUGAAAUUAAAUGGGUUAUAAAUGGUACUUGGGAUAAUAAAGUUGAAAUAGCUCCUGUUACCAAAUUUGAAGGUCCUAUUGAAAGUCCUACAUGUCAAACAGGAAGUUAUAUAACAGCCUGGCAAAGACAAGCACCUCCAUCUGACAAUGAAAAAUACUACUAUUUCACUGUGUUAGCGAGCCAAUUGAAUGAACUUGAAGAAGGUAUAGCGCCAACAGAUUCAAGAUUACGGCCAGAUCAACGUUUAAUGGAGUUUGGUCUUUGGGAUGAAGCUAAUAUUGAAAAACUGAGGUUAGAGGAAAUUCAGAGAGUCAGAAAUCGCAAAGUAAACACAGGAUUAGCAGAUUCCAAUCAAAUCAAUGAAAAUGAAGAAGAAGAUGAUGAUACAAUCCAAGAAAAUGAUAACAGUACUAUCAAACCAGUAUGGUUUAAACGAGAUGUUUGCAAAUGGACAAAAAAGCCUUGUUUUACUUUUACACAUGAAUAUUGGGAGUGCAAACAAAAAGGAGAUUGGAGCAGAUGUCCAUCUUUAUUUUAAAUACAUGUGAUAAUUUGUUUAUUGUAUUAAGCUUAAGCAACAUUGUAUAUGGCCAUAUUAUGUUGAAACCUUAGAUUAAAUGUGAACAGAAGUAUCUCAGAAUUUAAGUAUACUACCAAAAACUCCAAAAUUGCACGGUAGGUCUUUUCAUGUUAAUAUUAUCUCUUUAACUACUUUAUGACUAGUAACUUUGAGUAUUUUUUCCAUAAUUUGAACUCCAAAUCUAUCGCACUGCGUAAAUCUUGUAGACAAAAUUAGCCUGAAGAUAAUAUUUUAGCUAAUUUGUAAAUUUACAAAUUAUUGUUUUAUACUUUGUUUUUACAUAUAUGUUUCAUCUUUAAUAUGCUUUGUUACCUAAAUUAUUUAUAACAUAGUUGUCCUUGUAUUAUUUUUUUAAUUUGUUUAUUGUCAAUUUACUUACAAUUAUUUAUAUUUGUUUUAUUAAAUCAUGGUAUACUUUAAUGAUCAUUAAUUUUAAAUUAUUUCUUUUAAAGAUAUGGUAAUAUUGAAAUUAUUAACAUGACAAGUCUGUGUAAAAAUAUUAAAAAUUUUAAUAUGUAUGUUUAUUGAAAAUAUUAUGUUUAAUGUGUUUUGUAAAAAUAUUAAUUGAAUACUUCUUGUACAUUAAUUGGUGUUAGAUGUAUUCUUAAAAAUAAGUUUCAACUCAAUUAAAAAAAAAAAUUGAUAUUAAUUAUUUUGAAAAGUGAUAACAAAUAAUAAUAAUUAUUUUUUGUAACUCAAUCAGUUUUUAAUAAUUAUUAUAUCUAUUAAUGUUUCUAUGCAUUUGUUUUGAAGUUAUUGUUUACACUAACAUAAAAAAACAAAAACAAAAAAAAAAUAUAUAAGUUCUAAGAAGUUAAAUAGAUAUUGUUUAAAAUGGUUUUUAUAAAAAAAAAAUUUAAUAUGACAAUAAAUUGUCUUAUAAUUCACCAACAAGGACGUUAUGUAUGUGAAUCACUGUUUAGCUUUAAAUUAUAUAAUUGAUAUCUAUGAGUGGCAAAAUAAUCAACCAUAGAUUUUAGGUAUUCUGUUUAUAAGCAUAAAAAAAAAUAAUAAAAAUAACUGGACAAAAAAAAUUAUAUUAUUAGCCAAGUAUUUUUAAUUUAUAGCAUUCCAUUGAUAUAUUUUUAUUUUUGUUUAAAUCUAUUCAAAAUUUUAUUUUGUUAAAAAAUUCUCUUUAUGUAUAUUAUUUAAUUUUAUCUUGUUAGACGUACAAGAUAACAGGUGCUUAUGCAAUGGCUCCAGUUUUCAUUUUCAUACUUUUAAUUCAUUUAUAUUCUCGUUAUAAAAAUAAAUUAUUCAGAUAUUGUUUGUUAUACUAGUAUUGGCAUAUGUAAAGCAUAGGUCUAUAAUAUACAUAUAUUUAUUUUUGUUUUUGUUUUGUUUUGUUGAAAUGUUCACACAACUUGUACGACUAACUAGAAUUUAUGACUGUUUAUGUUAAUUUUAAAUUUUAAAUUUGACAUGUGACUAUUUACUUUAUUUAUUUUAAUUAUUUAUAAUCAUUUAAUAUUUUUGAAAAUAUGUAACAAUUCAUUAUCAAGUAUUUAUUUUUUAUUUUUUGUAUUUUAUGUUGACUUAAUAAUUACCUAUUUGUGAAACAACUCUAAUCUUAAAAGCUUCAUUCAUUUUUCAUAUUAUUACCCUUAAACUUUUAUAAAUCGUAAUUAUAUACAUUAUAAAUAGUUAACUUUAUACUUUUAUUUAUAGUUUAAAGUUUUUAAACUAUACAUUUCAAAGUAAAUUGAAAAAAGUUCUAAAGGAAAUUAUUAUGAUAUAAAUAUAUAUAUUCUAGUGAGCCGUACAACUUGAUAUAUACCUAAUUUAUUUUGUAUUAAAUUAGUCAUUCUAUGUUACCAUAUAAUAAUGUUCUUAUAACACUAUGUUUACAGAUAUAAUAGUCAACAGUUUUAUUUUAUUUUAUUUAACUUAAGGGCUGUGAAAAAAAAUCAAGAAUAAAUGCUAUAAGAAUAGGUUAUCAGUAUUAUAAAAAAACUGUCAUUGUAUUAUUUAAUAUAUAUUAUAUUUUGAUGUUUAUGUAUCUGCUUUGUCAACAUAAAAAUGUAAAUUUUACUAUUAUACAAUUUUAUUGUAUGGAUCAACAGAAAUACAUUUUUUUUAGUUCAAAAGAGAUUAGUAUCUAAACAAAAACGGGUGUGGGUAAACCAUUUCGUUUUAUAAUACAGUUUUGUUUUAAAGUUAUUAAUAUUAAUUUAAGAAUAUAAUACGUACUUAUAGUUUUAUUUUGUUUUA